Molecule: messenger RNA, 627 nt
Organism: Plasmodium malariae
Lineage: Eukaryota; Apicomplexa; Aconoidasida; Haemosporida; Plasmodiidae
Product: AP-5 complex subunit sigma-1, putative
Exons: 7
Coding region: 1-627 (208 amino acids)
Biological process (GO): double-strand break repair via homologous recombination; endosomal transport
Cellular component (GO): late endosome; AP-type membrane coat adaptor complex; cytosol
Source: RefSeq, a predicted model, not a curated record
AUGGUAUACGGAAUAAUAAUUCAUUCUGCAGAAUGUCAUGAAAAAUUGUACUUUAGUUCUUACUAUAGCAUAGAGAGCAAUGACAAAAACCAAUACGUUAGACAACAAACCAUUAUGAAGAGAGUUAUUGAGGAAAUAAAAUAUUAUGAAGAAAGCAAAGAAAUUUUUGAAAAUACCACUAAAAAUAACAAAGAAAAGUAUUUUGAUUUAAUCGGAAAGUUCCUUUCAAAGAACGCAAAUAAUACUAUAAAAAUAGAAAGCGAGGGCUUCUUCAGAAUUGUUGAUCCUUCUUUGUUCAAAAAUAAAAUCAAUAUUAUGUGGAAGGUUUUAAACAAGAUAUGCUAUACUUUGGUGCUUUUUACUCAUGAAAAUAUACACCUGGCGGAUUAUUUCCUUCAUACGUUCAUUAUUACCUUAAGGGAACGCAACGAUAAAAUAAAAAAAAAUAUGAGAAAUAAUACGAAUUUAUUUAAUCCGGACACAGUGCUAGCUAUACUGUACUUCUUCCUUCCAAAAGGACAGCUGAUGCUAAUUAAUCAGAAUUACACAAAAUUUUUGAACAAUGAAGUCAACAAGUUUCUAGAAGAGCAGGCGAAAGUGAAAACCAAAGACUACAAAAUUGAAUAA